Nerophis lumbriciformis (worm pipefish) is the source of this 3123-nucleotide messenger RNA. NCBI's taxonomy places the organism in Eukaryota, Metazoa, Chordata, Actinopteri, Syngnathiformes, Syngnathidae. The record is from RefSeq and is a predicted model, not a curated record.
AUGGCUUCUACUGCUUUGUUGCCACUUGCCAUCAUCUCCUUUGCCCCCAUUACAGUGGCCAUCUUGUUUGGGGAACCCAGGAUAUUUGGAGACGAAGCGACUGGUUAUGGUCCCAUUUUUGAGGAGGAGCCAGUAGAUGUGGUCUACACUGAGGACUCACCCGAUGGAAGGAUUUCAAUGAACUGCAGGGCACGGGCCAACCCACCAGCCUCAUACAGGUGGCGCCGUGACAAUUGGGAGAUCAAGCUAAUGGAGCAGCCGGAUGAGCACUACAGCCUAGUGGGCGGUAACCUGGUCAUCAACAACCCGAGGCAGAAGAAACACGCCGGCACGUACAUCUGCGUGGCUCGAAACAUCUACGGGACAGUCAUCAGCAAGGAGGCCCGCGUCAAGUUUGGAUUUCUUGAGGAGUUUCCUCAAGAGGAAAGAGACCCUGUUACUGUAAAAGAAGGACAAGGUGCGGUUCUGCUGUGUGCACCGCCCAAAGCGUGGCCAGAGGAGGUGUCUUACCGUUGGAUUUUCAACGAGUUCCCAGUGUUCCUCAACAUGGACCGCCGCCGUUUUGUCUCGCAAAGGACCGGCAAUCUGUACAUCUCAAAAGUGGAGGCUCAGGAUGCGGGAAACUACUCCUGCUUCGUCUCCAGCCCAGUUUUAGGGAAGAGUGUCUUCUCCAAGUUCAUCCCACUCAUUCCCUUGCCACCAGACGAUGGUGAGGAGAGGAAAUACCCAGCAGACAUCAGGGUGAAGUUCCCAGACACGACAGCGCUGCUGGCCUCCAACAUAACUCUGGAAUGUUUUGCUCUGGGGAAUCCCAUUCCUCACAUUGUAUGGAGAAAGGUGGAUGCCACGGACUUGCCCGCCAACCACGAGAUAAGCGAAUCAGGCGCUGUGCUGCACCUCUAUAACGUCCAGUACGAAGACGUGGGGGGCUACGAGUGUGAGGCCAUCAACACCAAAGGGAAGGACUGGCACAAGGCCUGGCUCUACGUCGAGUCUGCUCCUGAGUGGGCCGAGACCAUCAACAACACUCAAAUGGACAUUGGUUCUGAACAUACAAUGCGUUGUGUUGCAUCGGGGAAGCCUUUCCCGUUCAUCCGCUGGUAUAAAGAUGGCUAUAUAUCAGGAAAAGGUGAGCUGAAGUUCUCCAGCCUGACAUUUGAUGAUUCCGGCAUGUACCAGUGCAUUGCCGAGAACUACUGGGGCAUCAAAUACGCCAACGCUGAGCUGCGAGUGAUUGCUUGCGCACCGACAUUUGAGUUCAAUCCCUUGAAGAAACAGCUCCUUGGUGCCCGGGACGGUCGCAUUUUGAUCGAGUGUAAACCUCGAGCGGCGCCCAGGCCUCGUUUUACAUGGACCAAGGGCAAAGAGCUGCUUUUUAACAAUUCACGCAUCUCCAUUAUGUUUGACGGUACUCUUGAAAUCCUCAACGCUACUAAAAACGAUGAAGGUUUCUACACUUGCUUUGCUGAGAAUGACCGAGGAAAGGCUAACAGCUCGGGUUAUCUCAUGAUCACGGAGGCUACUAGCAUCACGGUAGCUCCCGAAGACACAGAAGUGAGGGUGGGCGACGAGGUGGUCCUAGCCUGUUCAGCCUCUUAUGACCCCAUGCUGGACAUCACCUUCAUCUGGGCCAUCGACUUCCGGGUCAUCGACUUCAACACUGAGUGGCCACACUACGAGCGCAUCAUGAGCGUUGAAGGCAGUGGGAACCUGCGCAUCAAGAACACACAAAUCUGGCACGAGGGCCGCUACACGUGUACGGCGCAGACCGUGGUGGACAGCGACACGGCGUACGCGGACUUAAAAGUCAUCGGUGUCCCGGGACCUCCUGGUGUAAUCCGUAUCGAGGACAUCGGAGACACGUGGGUGAAGCUGUUGUGGACAAAAGGAGCUGACCACAACAGUCCUAUUCUCCAUUACACCAUUCAAACCAGGCAUUACUGGGCUCUGCACGAGGAUGACUGGAGAAACGCCAGCACCUCGCCGACCUUCCUCGACGGCACGGUGGAGAGGGCCGAUGUCACCGACCUGUACCCCUGGAUGGAGUACCAGUUCCGGAUCAUCGCUACCAAUGAGUACGGCUCAGGGGAGGCCAGCAUUCCGUCGCUCAAGAUCAAAACUUGGGACGCCCCUCCGGUUGUUAGUCCCGCAGACGUGGAAGGCUACGGGGGUCGAAAUGGCGAGAUAAUCAUAACAUGGACGCCUGUGCAGCCGUGGUACUUCUACGGCAAAAAGUUUGGCUAUAUUGUGGCCUUCAAGCCCCACGACGGGUAUGACUGGUGGUACGAGACCAUCUCCGACCCGGAAACAAGGCGCUACGUUCACAAGGACUCCUUCUUCCUCCCUGGUGAGGAGGACUUGCUGGUGCGGGAGUUCCAAGUGAAGAUUAAGACCUUCAAUGUGAAGGGAGAUGGACCUUACAGCCUCACAAAGGUUAUCUACUACCCUCGAGAUGUACCAAGUGAGCCUCCAACAGACGUCUACGCUCGGCCGGUGUCCUCAACUGAAGCGAUUGUGUGGUGGCUUCCUGUUGUAGACACAGGAACGGGUUUGCAACAGUACAUUGAGGGCUACCAGGUUAAAUACUGGCGAAAGUAUGACGACACGGAGCCAGGAGCCAACCGCAUAUUUGUUAACGCGACCGCAAACUAUACCAGGCUGGAGAACAUGCUGCCUGACUCGCAUUACCUAAUCGAGGUCCGUGCCUUUAACGGAGCAGGGCUUGGUCCUCCAGGUGAACACUGCGAGAUGUUCACCAAAAGACCACCGCCGGCGGAACCCCCCAGGAUGUGGCGCUUCAUUUCCUGGACUGGAAAGUGGUUGUACGUGUGGUGGGAUCACAUCGCGUACGACUGGUUUGGGAACGUGUCCUUCCCGCUCUAUUACAAGGUCAUGUUCCGGAAGACCGGCUACAUCUAUGGGAAAGUCUACGUCACAGGUUGGCACUUCAUGGACUUCCCUAUGCCUCAGUUUGGAGACUAUGAGCUCAUGGUCCGUGGACGCUACGAAGGUGGCGACGGUCCUGUUAGGACCAUCGAACUCUUAGGCAAGGCCUCCAUGACCACACCGACGCUUAGCCUCGUCUCUGCGUUGUUGCUAGCACUGUGCAUUAUGGGACUGUAG